UUUGCUCGUGAAUAACUUCAUAAUUAUAUAACAAAAAAUGUCUGGACGUGGUAAAGGAGGAAAAGUUAAGGGAAAGGCAAAGUCCCGUUCAAAUCGUGCUGGAUUGCAGUUCCCAGUGGGUCGUAUCCAUCGUCUGCUCAGGAAGGGAAACUACGCCGAACGUGUUGGAGCUGGAGCUCCUGUUUACUUGGCAGCAGUGAUGGAAUAUUUGGCAGCUGAAGUGUUGGAGUUGGCAGGAAAUGCCGCUCGUGACAACAAGAAGACCAGAAUUAUCCCACGUCAUCUGCAGCUGGCUAUUCGUAAUGACGAAGAAUUGAAUAAGCUGCUGUCGGGUGUAACUAUAGCUCAAGGCGGAGUUUUGCCCAACAUCCAAGCUGUCCUGCUACCCAAGAAGACCGAGAAGAAAGCUUAAAUCAACAACGACAUGGAACUGCACUAAAAUCGAGAACCCAACCGUCCUUUUCAGGACGACAACAAAUUUCUAAUAAAGAGUUACAUUGAUUGGUUUUCUAAAAAUCAAUCCACAGCAAUCUCCAAGGAGAGCAUCUGUUUCCAAACCGAUAUGAGUGAAUCAUUUCACCGAGCUCGGAAUAUUACCCUGUUGAGCCCAACCGAGGCCGGAGACCGACAAUGGACCUUUUCUUU
Toxorhynchites rutilus septentrionalis is the source of this 645-nucleotide messenger RNA. RefSeq names its product histone H2A. The coding region runs from base 38 to 412 and encodes 124 amino acids. NCBI's taxonomy places the organism in Eukaryota, Metazoa, Arthropoda, Insecta, Diptera, Culicidae. The record is from RefSeq and is a predicted model, not a curated record. The transcript has a single exon. Gene Ontology annotation, molecular function: DNA binding; structural constituent of chromatin; protein heterodimerization activity. Gene Ontology annotation, cellular component: nucleosome.